Exserohilum turcica Et28A is the source of this 657-nucleotide messenger RNA. RefSeq lists its product as uncharacterized. Bases 1 to 657 code for a protein of 218 amino acids. Lineage: Eukaryota; Fungi; Ascomycota; Dothideomycetes; Pleosporales; Pleosporaceae. The transcript is spliced from 2 exons. The record is from RefSeq and is a predicted model, not a curated record.
AUGCCACAGCCCCAUCACACUGCGCAACACCAACACCAACACACGGCCAGCUCGCACCUCGCCACCUUCCUCUUCGCCUCUGUGUUUCUGCUCGCGCUGUUCCCGGGCGUCUUUGUAUCUAUUUUCUGGGCGCCGUAUAACGCGCUUGCGAGUUACCUUGUGCCGACCCCCGCGCCGCGCAAGAGUGUCGUGUGUACGAGUCCGAACGUGUGUUUCUGCGCCGAUAAUGUCGUGAAAACUCUCACACUACCCUCCCGCUCCCGCGGCUGCUACCUCAUCACCGACCAUAUUCUCAAGGAAGUCCCGGAAAUCAAGCAGUACAAGACGGGGCUGCUCAAUCUCUUCAUCCAGCACACGUCGUGCGCGCUGUCGCUCAACGAAAACUUCGACGAGGAUGUGCGCGCUGACAUGGGCACGGCGCUGAACCGCAUUGUGCCCGAGGACAAAAAGGGCCAGGGCUUGUAUCGGCACGAUGCAGAGGGCAGCGAUGACAUGCCUGCACACGUCAAGUCGGCCCUCAUUGGCGCCAGUGUCACGGUCCCCAUUACCAAUGGGAGACUCAAUACCGGCACCUGGCAGGGUAUCUGGUAUCUGGAGUUUAGGGACUCGAAGCAUACGCGCAAGGUGGUUGCCACGAUUCAGGGCGAGAAGAUGUGA